Messenger RNA from Eleginops maclovinus (Patagonian blennie), 1428 nucleotides. RefSeq lists its product as uncharacterized. The record is from RefSeq and is a predicted model, not a curated record. Gene Ontology annotation, molecular function: methyltransferase activity; 2-oxoglutarate-dependent dioxygenase activity. Lineage: Eukaryota; Metazoa; Chordata; Actinopteri; Perciformes; Eleginopidae.
AUGGCUACGAUCGACGAAUACUUUGACAGCGACGGCAGCGAUUUGGAAUUGGGAGAGAAUGAGGAGUUUGAGAGGGAGGUGGAAUGGCUUCUCACCUCCGAUAAUCACCAAUGUGAGAUAGCCAGGGGGUCAGACAACACCUACUCCUGGGUGCUCAAGGUGUGCGCCGGACAGUUAGCAGGAGCUUUUCAGCACCUCUUCAGUCUCUCUUUGAAGUUGAUGAAGGUGCCUGAGAUCUGGAAGACUUCCUGCAUUGUCCCAGUGCCCAAGAAAACACGCCCCAGCACUCCAGGAGACCACAGGCCUGUGGCUCUGACUUCUGUCAUGAAGAUCUUUGAGAGACUGAUCCUGCAGCAUCUCAAACCCCUUGUGUGUGACUCCUCCAUCCUCAGCUGCAUCACAGAUGACAACGAGGAGGAGUACAGGGCCCUGGUGGAGAACUUUGUAGGCUGGAAGGGACAGAGCAAGCUGUUCUUCCUGAGGAGGCUCAGCUCCUUCAACGUGUGCACAAGGCUGCUGCAGACAUUCUACCAGUCUGUGGCGGCCAUUGUGAUCUUCUUUGCCGUGAACGGACCAUCCUUCGGAAGGAAGCUGAUGACCGGCUACCUCUCAACAAAGGGGGUCAAGGCUUCGGAGGGCAGAGUGGGAAGAGUCUUGCGGGACACCUAUCAGCCUUACCAUGCCGCAAGACAAACAAACUCCAGGAACCUAAACCCCGUGCCAUACCACGCAGAAUAUGUGGGACACAAGAUGCACAUGGACCUAAAUGAAAAGUUGGUCAUGUUUGGUGUGACCCAUGUCAUGGCAAUUGACGGGUACAGCAAGAAGGUGGUGGGACUCUGCACCAUGCCUGUGAAAAACAACCUACGCAUCUACGAGGAAGUGUACAGACCUGCUGUAAUUUCUUAUGGCAUGUGGGACCAAAUCCGAGUGGAUUGUGGACGGGAGUUUUACCUGACCCUGUGCGUUCAGGAGAAGCUGGCUGCCAACCGAUACAAUCAGGACAGGCAGCCAUAUCUGCAAACUCCCUCUACAAGGAAUCAUGUCAUUGAGCGCAUGUGGGUGGAGAUUAAUGAGAGGGUCAAUUAUCCCCUCAAGAGAGCCCUCAUCCAGAUGACAGACAAUGAGGAGCUUGACAUAGAGGACAACCUCACAAGAUAUUGUGUCUCCAGCCUUACCUGCCAGAUGGCCAGAAUUGGCAUGGAGAAUGUAGUUAAUACAUGGAAUGCCCACAUAAUCCCUGGAAAGGGGAUUCCAAACCAGCUCUGUGGGCAAGGGUCCCCAGCUAAAGACCUUCUUCCUCUUGGUGAGGUGGCAGCCAACCGCUACGAUGAAGAAUUUGGAGUGUCACUUGUGCGGGAGUCGCAUUUCGCUACAGACCCCUUCCCCAACAUUGAAGACCAGCAACGGGCUGAGCAUGAGUUCUGA